Messenger RNA from Zingiber officinale, 2194 nucleotides. Its product is annotated as zinc finger protein CONSTANS-LIKE 10-like. The coding region runs from base 401 to 1636 and encodes 411 amino acids. Gene Ontology annotation, molecular function: protein binding; zinc ion binding. The transcript is spliced from 5 exons. The record is from RefSeq and is a predicted model, not a curated record. NCBI's taxonomy places the organism in Eukaryota, Viridiplantae, Streptophyta, Magnoliopsida, Zingiberales, Zingiberaceae.
CUCUCGUCAUCUCUAUCUCAAUUUACUCUGGGAGGGCAAUCGAAUCUCCGAGCUUCUCAGAUCGACUACUUAAUGCUAGGGUUUCUGUUCUAAUUGCCAGGGACGGAGGAGGCGAGGAAGCUCGCGAAGAGGAUUCGGCAUAGACUGUAUGUUGGAGAGAUUCAGUGGAUCAAAGCCGUUAUGGUUCUUAAACUUUCUAGGAGUGCAGUUUCAUUUGAUUAACUGCUGAGCAAAGGCCUUAGUUUCCUCUUUCUUCCAGCAUUUUUUCUGACUGGGAGAUUAAUUAGUUUGAUGCUUAUAAAGUUUUAGGGCGAAGUAUUAAUCUGUGCUAUUUAUUCUGAAAUCUUGUCGAGAGCCAUUGUACUUACCAGCUAAGCUAUUCUCUUCCAGUGAAGCAAGCAUGGUCCGACAUUGUGAUUUCUGCACAGAACAAAGAUCUGUUGUCUACUGUAGGUCUGAUGCAGCUUCCUUAUGCUUAUCUUGUGACCGGAACAUCCAUUCUGCAAAUUCUCUUUCUCGGCGGCAUUCACGUACACUGUUAUGUGAUCGGUGCAUGACACAACCUGCUGCAGUUAGGUGUGUCGAAGAAAAUGCCUCCCUUUGCCAAAAUUGUGAUUGGAAUGGCCAUGUUGGUUCAACAUUGACUUCAGAACACCAGAGGCAGACAAUCAACUGCUACUCAGGCUGUCCAUCAGCAGCAGAAUUUUCAAGAAUAUGGUCUUUCUUUGAGUACCCUCAAAUCAAAGAGAUUCCUUGUGAACAAGGAUUGGAGACUAUCAAUGAGAACAGUGCCAACAAUUGGUGGGGACCUCCAGAGAACUGUAGUACUGCCAAUAGUGGCAGCAGUAGAACAAAGAAUGUGCUGAGUGCAAAUGAUGAGAGCAAUCACUUGGCUGAAUCAUUUUCAGCAGCUGCAGUCAAUGCCAUGUCUUGUAGUGCUGAGGAACAAGCUGCUUCGGUGGAUUCUACAACACCCAAGCCGUGUUGUCCUGGAGCUGUUGAUAUUGAAUUCUGCAAAGAUUUCUAUGAUGGUUUCGCCAUGGAUGAUGUGGACAAUAAAUUUGAGAAUUAUGAGGAACUCUUUGGUGCAUCUCAUAACCAAACUGGGGAUCUUUUUGAUGAUGCUGGAAUAGAUAGUUACUUUGACAUGAAGGACAAUUCUGCUACCAAUUCCAUUUGCAAUGAUGACUUGUUAGAAGAGGUUCAGCAAAUGGCAGCAACAUGCAGCAAAGCGGUAUCUGCUGAUUCUAUGAUGUCCAAUCCUGGAGGAAUUGCAGAUUCUAGCGAGCGUUUACCAGUUUACCAAGUUCAAUCAGCUGUAUCAUUUUCCUUUUCUGGUGUAACUGGUGAAAGCAAUCCUGGAGAUUAUCUAGAUUGUGGAAUGUCAGAAAUGCCUUUAAUGGGUGGACCACCUUGGUUCUAUGCUGGUCCAGGGAGCUCCUCAAUACCUACUUCUGGCAGGGAAACUGCUCUUAUACGCUACAAGGAAAAGAAGAAACAACGGAAGUUUGAGAAAACUAUCAGAUAUGCUUCACGUAAGGCCAGGGCAGAUAUUAGAAGACGGGUGAAGGGACGUUUUGUCAAGGCAGGUGAAGCUUACGAUUAUGAUCCACUCUCCCAUACAAGAAGCUACUGAAUACAACAAUAUUUCUCUUAUUAUGAGUCAAUGUUUAUUUUUGUAUUUUUUGAGAGACCAAUAAAAACCUGACAUGGUUGGAUUGUUCAUUAUGAAGAAUGGAAAAGAAGAGGAGAUACAAUAUGAUUAAACUGUGGAGAGUGAUUGAAAAAAAUCUCCAGCUUACAGAGUUUUUCCUCGAGAAUUUGGUGGAUCAAGUCCUCCAAACUUUUUCCCUGCAUGCUGGCUGGACCAGGUAUGUGCUACAAUUUUGAAGAACAAACAGCUGUUGAUCAAUCCAUUUAGUCAUAGGAGUUCAUUGUCAUUCAUCCAACAUCAGUGUUCAAUGACCUGCACUCUGAAUCUUGCUUUGAGGUUUGGCACAUAUCUCAAAUGUCUAUAUACUAAUAAGGCUAUUACUCCUUUCUUGGUCAUGUAAGAUGUGUAGAGUAAUAAUGAAGAGAACACUUUGUAUCUUUUGGAUCUGUGGAACUGCAUGUAUAAUGGGAGGGUAACUACUCCCUUGUAAAUACACUUUUCCAAAACCAUGGACUGAUGCAAUUAAGGUUGGAUUUAUAG